Messenger RNA from Peronospora farinosa, 411 nucleotides. NCBI's taxonomy places the organism in Eukaryota, Oomycota, Peronosporomycetes, Peronosporales, Peronosporaceae. The record is from the annotation of a GenBank genome assembly.
AUGGCUCGUACCAAGCAAACCGCUCGUAAGUCCACUGGUGGCAAAGCCCCGCGCAAGCAGCUCGCCACCAAGGCCGCCCGUAAAUCGGCACCUGCCACUGGCGGUGUCAAGAAGCCGCACCGUUAUCGCCCGGGUACGGUCGCUCUACGUGAGAUUCGUCGCUACCAGAAAUCAACGGAGCUUUUGAUCCGUAAGCUUCCUUUCCAGCGUCUGGUGCGUGAAAUUGCCCAGGACUUCAAGACGGACCUGCGCUUCCAAGGCUCGGCCGUACUUGCCCUGCAGGAGGCCGCUGAGGCUUACCUCGUUGGUCUGUUUGAAGACACGAACCUGUGUGCUAUUCACGCAAAGCGUGUGACGAUUAUGCCAAAGGACAUCCAGUUGGCCCGCCGCAUCCGUGGCGAACGCUCUUAA